AUGCGCUUCGCAGCCCUGGUUAUCGGCCUUCUGGCCACCUUUGUGUCGUCCGUGGCCGCUACGGCCCUGACCUACCGCCUCGAGGCCAACGAGAAGGCUUGUUUCUAUAACUAUGUUGACCAGAGGAACGUGAAGCUCGCAUUCUACUUUGCUGUCCAAUCCGGCGGUUCCUUCGAUAUCGACUACUCCGUUGUCGGGCCCGGCGAAAAGGUGGUCCUGGAUGGCACCAAGGAAAGACAGGGCGAUUUUGUGUUCACGGCCCAAAGCAUUGGCGAGUACCGGUUCUGCUUCAACAAUGAUAUGUCGACUUUUGCGGAGAAGAUUGUCGAUUUCGAGAUCGCGGUCGAGAACGAAGAACGCGCACAGUUGCCCUCCCGCCAGGGUGCUAGUCCCGAGCAGGCCUCCGCUCUUGAGGAGUCGAUCUUCAAGCUGUCCGCCCAGCUCUCCACCAUCACCCGCAACCAGAAGUACUUCCGCACGAGAGAGAACCGGAACUUCAGCACCGUUCGUAGUACGGAGCGUCGUAUUUUCAACUUCAGCGUGAUUGAGGGCUUGAUGAUGGUUUCGAUGGCUGCGCUGCAGGUCUUCGUUGUGAGGUUCUUCUUCCAGGGUGCCAGAAAAGGUAAGUGCCGAUGUCUUUUUACACUUGAGUUCCGAGGGUUUCAGUUGCUAUGUGUUAUGCCCCGUUUGGUAAUGGGGCCGAUGGAGCUGAUUAAUUGA
Molecule: messenger RNA, 720 nt
Organism: Aspergillus niger
Lineage: Eukaryota; Fungi; Ascomycota; Eurotiomycetes; Eurotiales; Aspergillaceae
Exons: 3
Coding region: 1-720 (239 amino acids)
Biological process (GO): protein retention in ER lumen; Golgi organization; endoplasmic reticulum to Golgi vesicle-mediated transport
Cellular component (GO): COPII-coated ER to Golgi transport vesicle; endoplasmic reticulum; endoplasmic reticulum-Golgi intermediate compartment
Source: RefSeq, a predicted model, not a curated record